Messenger RNA from Polyodon spathula (Mississippi paddlefish), 2105 nucleotides. RefSeq names its product dehydrogenase/reductase SDR family member 7-like. The transcript has 8 exons. The coding region runs from base 137 to 1147 and encodes 336 amino acids. Gene Ontology annotation, molecular function: oxidoreductase activity. The record is from RefSeq and is a predicted model, not a curated record. NCBI's taxonomy places the organism in Eukaryota, Metazoa, Chordata, Actinopteri, Acipenseriformes, Polyodontidae.
AGAUAAACCGGAUUGUAUCGCUGCUGAAGCGGAAUACUUCCGGGUUGUUGCCCUUUCAGUCGUGUAGAAUGAAUCUCUUUCAAAAUAGCUGUUCAAGGACAUCAGCUGUGUUUUACAGAAUUCAAGGCUUGAUUAGAUGGAGUUGGAUCUCAUAUCCGUGCUGUGGUAUAUUAUUUUGAUUUACGUCAUCGUUCAGCUGGUGCGGUUCAUCAGGGCAGAUGCAGACCUCACAUUGCUUUGGGCAGAAUCGUUCGGGAGAAAACCCGCAGACCAGCUGUGUGGCAAAGUCGUGUGGAUUACUGGGGCGUCCAGCGGAAUAGGGGAGGAGCUGGCUUAUCAGCUGGCAAAAACCGGAGCUUCGCUCAUUCUGUCUGCAAGAAGAGAGAACGAGCUUCACAGGGUAAAGCAAAACUGCAUUGAGCAGAGCAGCUUACAAGAAAAGGAUAUUCUUGUUCUUCCGCUUGACUUGAACGCAAGAGGCUCCCAUGAAGCAAUAACAAAAACAGCCAUCGAGCACUUUGGCAAAAUUGAUAUCUUGUUGAAUAACGGCGGCCGUUCCCAGCGAUCCCUGUGCUUGGAAACUGGCCUCGAUGUUUACCAGGCUUUAAUGGAACUCAACUACCUGGGAACAGUCUCACUGGCAAAGUGUGUGCUGCCUCAUCUGGUGGAGAGGAAGAGAGGGCAGAUUGUGACCAUCAGCAGCGUGGCCGGGUUGGCUGGAGUCCCUCUUGCUUCGGGGUAUUCUGCUAGUAAACAUGCACUGCAGGGAUUUUUCAACUCUCUCAGGUCUGAGCUGGUGGAUUUUCCAGAAAUUACAAUCAGCAGUGUUUGUCCAGGUCCUGUCCAGUCACAGAUUACAAAACAUGCUUUCACAGGAGACUUGGGAAAGGCUGUGAAUUCAGACACAGAUCAGUCUCACAAGAUGUCUACGUCCCGCUGCGUCAGCCUCAUUCUGGUUGGGAUGGCUAACAAUGUGAAGGAGAUGUGGAUAUCGGAGCAACCUUUCCUGCUAUUCAACUACAUGUGGCAGUAUACACCUACUUGGGCCUGGUGGAUCACAGAUGUAUUAGGGCAAAGAAGAGUGAAAAACUUUAAAGCUGGAAUGGAUGCUGACUUCUCCUAUUUCACAAAGGCAAAGACUUCCUGAAGCUGAUUUUUCUCUUACGAAAUUCAGCACAAACUACACUGUUGUGCUUCGUGAUCAUGAAAAAUUUAAAUAAAGUGUUAAGUAACUUUCAAGGUUCUUUCCAUGUUCCUUUGGACAGACCAUUGUAUUAUUUAAUAGAAUGGGUAAUGCAGUGUUUCAGUUUUAAUGCAGUGGGCAUGUUGCUGCACCCCACCCCAAGAGCUUUCAGUUGAGUGCAGAGAUUACUAUGUAAGCAAUCAAAGUGCAACACAUAAUGUCGGUUGUAAUGCAACAUUAUUUAGUCUCUCAACCACUGUUGGGAGGUUCUUAUGGACAUUUUUACAUUUUUGAGUUAGCUAUUUAAUGGGCCUGUAAAAUUCCUCAGUGUCCACAGCUGGCCUUAUUGCUGAGGAUCAGUUAAGUUUAACUAAUUUGAGAUGCUGAAAUAAACAAAAUAAAAACGUCAUACUAAAGAAAGAAAUAAUGUCAAAGCAGUGUAACAUGGUGUAGUACUGAAUUGUUGUAUAAUACAGCCUGCACUUGGUUUAAGUUAAACCUAGAACAUCUAUAAACAGGAUGUUUUCCUUGCAGUGUUUUUAGGGAUAUCUAGUUUAAUUGUUUCAAGGGCAUAAGUUUCAGUUCACAAGUGGGACAGGGAGGGUUAUUCUUAAACAUGACACAUCCCCCACUGCAAUUAAUGUUUGUACACGGUUUUAAAACAGACCAUCCUUACACACUUUGUUAAUUCACCCAACUUGCUUAGCAAUUGAUACCAAUGGUAAAAGGAGGUAUAGAAAUACAUACCUAAGAGUCACACUAUAGUAAUACAUUAGUGAGCACAUUUUAAAGGAUGUCUGCACAUUUCACGAAGAACACAUUUACAAAAAAGCUAAAUAAAAUGACCAAAAAAAAAAGUUUUGUUAAAAGAAAAAGGGCUUUGCCUAAGGAAAUAACUAAAUCCUGUAAAUACAGCAAAACA